AUGGCGAGGGCGGUCAAGAUCUCGCCUUCAACUCAGUCCUUCGCGUCCGAUCGCAAACAACAGCAUGACGCGUCUCCUGUUCCUCCUGUUCCUCCUGUUCCUCCACUGAAGGCAAGGCCCCCACCGUCUCUGUGGUCGUACCUUCCCACAUGGGUUUCGAAGAACCUACGCUCGAAGAGGUCGUUGAAGAUAUUGUUCAGAUCAUGUGUAGCUUGUUGGCUGGCGUAUGUGAUCAUGCUCCCGAAUGCGUCGCUGAGAACGCUUGGUACAGCUGGAUUCUUUGGGCUGCUAACAAGUUUGUUUGUGCCAGCCUACAUACCUGUACAGCUCUUUUUCUUUAUUAUGACCACCGUUGAGGUCGGGCUUCUCUUGGGAUGGGGUAUUGGUGCAGCUGCCAUGCGUGCGGCCAACGAAUCUAGGGAUCCAUCUGUCCUACAAGCAUCGAUGGCCGUUCUGAAUGCAAGCAUAGCAGCUAAUCCGGCCUUUCAAGCCAAUCCUACGCUAGCAACGACCACCGCGAUCUACCACGGAGUCUUUCUGGACACUCGCGCUUCAGUGGUGUAUGGAUGCUUUUUGGGGCUUGGAGCUUUCAUAAUGGGUCUUUUCCGGGCCUACGCACCAACUCUGAUAUUCCUUAGCAUCUUUGGAACUAUUGCAAUGGAUAUUUUUGCUACCUACGGACCUCUAUUUCCAACCGCUCACUAUCACUUAAUGAACUCUAUGGCCAUCUCAGUUUCAUGCUAUAUGGCUAUUGCGAUUUUGACGACCAUAUUUAUCUUCCCCGAAAGCAUGAAUCACUCACUUAUUAACGACGUAUUGGAACAACUAGACCGCUUGAAAGAUAUGGUGGAGACUCAGGACGAAGUGUUGCGUACACCGCCAGAGCACCUAGUUUCUGAACAGUCACCUUUGAUCAAGGAGACCAAAGUCGCGAGAGCCACAAUCGUACUCUCUCAGCAACAGCUUAUGGCUACGUCCCGAUUUAUCCACUUGGAAUUCAGUCACGGAAGAUGGAAUGGCGAUGAUGUGCUAGAUCUGUUGGAACCGCUCCUUACCCUAGUCACUCAAGUUGCCGGUCUCCAGAGCUUCUCUCAGCUCAUCUGCAUGUCCCAGCAUCUGUUUGAGCGUUUCCGUUCGGAUUCUACCACCACGAUUCCUGAUACUAGCGACGGCUAUCUUCUCCGGCGAUAUCACGAGCGUAACGAGACUAUCGAAGCGGAGCACAAGGUCCACGUAUCUGAGGUCCUCCCCAUCAUCGACCGCUCUACGGGUCCUCUCCGACAAGCCAUCUCGAAUGGCAUCGAGACGACCAAACGCUCUCUGAACCAUAUCAAUCAGUGUCGGUGGAGUCGUAACGCGGAUAUGGACGCUCAGAUGCGAGUGGGGCUGGAUAAAGCUAUCGAAGAACUCCAGUCCUCCCUUGGUGAAUUCAAGAAGACCAACAGACUUGCUCUGAUCAACCCUUUCAGGCCCAUCCUCAAUAACCGCGAGCUCACCCAAGGGAGCCAGACCCUGCCACUACGUUCGUUGUAUGUAUCGUAUGUGUUUGCGACGACGAUGAUCAACGUAGGCGAGGCAUCCCUGGGUUUGAUGACGCUUGUGAGUGAUACCAUGGAGAAAAGGAAGGCGAACCGGUUGUGGGCGCCCAAGGGGCUGAGAAAGCUGUGGAAGAUCCUUUCAGCGAGAGGUGAUCAGACAAAUGCGGUGCUUGGGGACGACGUUUCGCCCCAUGCUACCGGUCGGCAUGUGGAGGAGCACGAGGUGGACCAUCGACGCGACCCGGAUAGCCGGCCGCCGACCAAUGCUUUCCAGAGAGUCAUGCAUCGUAUCUCUGCUGUAUAUCGCUGGACGCUGACUCCGGAAGCUAUCUUUGCCUUCAAAUAUAUAUUCAUUUCUAUCGCUCUUUGGAUUCCUUGUGUGGUGCGGUCUUCUGCAUUCUUUUUCUACAGAGAGAAAGGCAUCUGGGCGCUUAUCAUGGCUCAAACAGUGAUCAAUCUGUAUGCUGCGGAUCAGAUAUUCAACCUGGUAACCCGCUUGAUUGGUACUUUUGGUGGGCUCGUCGCUGGUCUUCUCGCCUGGUAUCUCGGCAAUGCUAAUUCACACGGAAGUGUCUACGGAUCUGCUGCAGCAGUGGGCUUCGUACUCAUCCCUAUAGUCUUUGUUCGCCUUUUCAGUCCCGUCAAAUAUCUUCAGGGAGUCGUUCUAGGAUGUGCAACCUUCGCCCUUGUGGUUGGAUAUUCGUGGAUAGACGGGCAUUUGACCCAAUUGGCUACUCCUGGUCAAGGUUGGUCCGUUGCUUGGAGGCGCUGGGUGUUGGUUGUCAUUGGUUCCGGCGCAUCUUUCGUUGUUAUGAUGCUUCCCCCUACUUCUGGACGAAAGGCCGUACGUCUACGGAAUGCGUCAUCGAUAUCAUCACUGUCGAAUCUUUACGGACACCUCAUAUCAACGUGGAUAUCUGAGGUCGGGCCUGACGAAGAAAAGGUCGAACGGGGUGAAGAGCAAGCCAAGACAAGGUGGGUGAAAGAGUUCCGUGAGAAGGUUAUGGGAGCUUCGUCGGAAAUGCGCACGAUACGGGAGUUGACUGAGCUAGCGAUGUGGGAGGGGAGUUUGCGCGGCAAGUGGCCGAAGGAGGAGUACGUACAACUAGUGGAGGUGCAGAUUGAGAUGGUCUCGAGUUUGUGGCAGCUCGGAGCCGCGCUUAUGCAGCUUGACGACGCUUGGCGGGUGACUUUCCUCCAUCAUACGGGCGUGCUGAAUCCCAACUUUAUUUCGGACGUCAUGGGCCUUUUUUCGCUUGUAUCACAAUCUUUGCGCACUGCUGAGCCGAUGCAUCAAGUUCUCCCAGAGACACUCCUGGAGAAGCUGUUCUAUCACCAGAGCAACUAUGCGAUCAGGGACUCGCUGACGCUAGAGUCUGCCACCUCGUUGGACUAUAUGUAUUACGCCGCCGGUGUGGUUGCGGUGUAUCAGCUCUUGCAUUCUCUUGAUGAACUUCACCGCAUAACGAAGACACUUUGCGGAGAGGUACCCUUGAGAGGAUUUACGAGGUGGAAGGCUGAGUUCGAGCAGUCUAGGACGGAGAUUCGUGCGGCAUAG
Messenger RNA from Guyanagaster necrorhizus, 3096 nucleotides. RefSeq lists its product as uncharacterized. The transcript has 21 exons. Lineage: Eukaryota; Fungi; Basidiomycota; Agaricomycetes; Agaricales; Physalacriaceae. The coding region runs from base 1 to 3096 and encodes 1031 amino acids. The record is from RefSeq and is a predicted model, not a curated record.